CCAAAAAAAAACCGUCAUGGGUAAUAUGGGAACAAAAUCUCAAUCUUUUAAAAUAAAGGCACGAAAAUAGACUGCACCAUAUUUACAGUCUUCGAAGUUCAAAGCCUUAGAAAAAGGGCAAAAAAAUUUUCCCGGCCAGAGAAUCUCUGCAAGAAAGAUAAAAGCCUCCAAAACCUCAGGCCCCCACUCCCUCUCUUCCUUCUCUCUCUUUCUCACAGAAACCCGCAACAGCCUAUCACAAGCCCAUCUCUACCUCCAUCUCAGCGGCUAUGGAUAUCCCAGAAAAGCUUUUGAAGUUCAAGGUGCAUAUCUUAAUUGGGGCCAUUUUAAGCCUUUUACUUAUUUUUCUGGUCUAUCUCGCACCCAGUUUCCUAGAUAUUCUCAAGUACUUUUGGCCCCUUUUGGUCUCAACGGCUCUUUUCCUGGUGGCCAUAGUGGUGUUUGGCCGGAUUUCUCCGCCGCCUCCGGAGGCUUCGGUUGAAAAAGCCGGUGAAGGGAUUUUAGAUUACGUGGCUGGCGAGCCAGAUAAUCUCCAAACCCAAGUAGAUGAACAUGAUUCAGCAGAGGAGGCAGCCGUAUCAGCACCAGCAUCAGCAGCAGCAGCAGCAAAAGGAAAAGGAAUAGCAGAAAAUGAUGACGAGUAAAAAGCAUGGUGUAGUAACUGCAUAAAUCAAUUGCUAGUUUCUAACGUUUCUCUCUUUCCUUGGAUUUUUCUCUCUCUCUCUCUCUCUCUCGACAUUAUUAUUGUUUGUAGUUUAAGGAGAUCAAGGACUUUGACAGGUUGGGAAUUGUAUAUUGCAGAAAUUAAAUAAAUGUCGUUCAGAUCACUCUUGCUGCUU
Messenger RNA from Coffea arabica (coffee), 839 nucleotides. The record is from RefSeq and is a predicted model, not a curated record. NCBI's taxonomy places the organism in Eukaryota, Viridiplantae, Streptophyta, Magnoliopsida, Gentianales, Rubiaceae.